AAAAAGAUUGGAACCGAUAUAAUCGCGCGAAACGCAAUUAUUUGAAUAAUUUUUUUACAACCCAAACAAUGUUUCUGACGUGUCGGAUAUUUACCUUAGCGACCGUUCUUCAGCUUUUAUGCAGAUAAUAUCUAAUAAUAAAUUCAAGCAUGCGCUAACAACUCGAUUAAAAAUGUGUUUGUUUGAUUGUAUCAUUUUGAAAUAAACCGGUAAGGGUGUAUGUAGUUUUUUACUAUGGAACUAUACGAAGUUAAAAAUGCUACAAAUGAAAAUGUACAAGCAAAUUACAGUAAAUUAUCUGAUCAUAUAAGGCGGUUAACACCACAAGGUAUACAGUGUAGCGUUUUUUGUGGCGGGACUAACUGUAAAUAUGAAAAUCCGGAAAAUUGGAAAGCCGACAGUUUGGCCAUACAAGGAAUAUACUCACAUUGGAUAACUGACGAUAUUUUAGCGAUGGCACGUCCUAGUACUAUGGUUAUAGUACAAAAGAAUAUAAUUCAACAAUUUGAAAGUUUAGGAAUAAAAUCGAUAAUUAAUUUACAAUCACCAAGGGAGCAUGCAAGUUGUGGCCAACCUUUAGAAGAAUCGGGCUUUUCGUACGACCCAAAUAUAUUUAUGGAACACAAUAUUUUUUAUUACAAUUUCGCCUGGAAAGACUACGGCGAUGCCACUUUGGUCGGCCUCCUAAAUAUGGUAAAAGUCCUAGCUUUUGCCGUAACAGAAGGACGCGUCGCUAUUCAUUGUCAUGCUGGUUUGGGGAGAACUGGGGUUCUUAUAGCGUGUUAUUUGGUUUAUUCGCUUCGAGUAAGUGCAAACGAUGCUAUAAGAUACGUUAGAUUGAAAAGGCCAGGUUCGGUACAAACUAGAGGACAAAUUUUAUGUGUCCGACAUUUCGCACAAUUUAUACUUCCCCGAACUAUAACUUAUUGUCUCAAAGAAAACAUUAAUAAAAACAAAUAUAUGAGCGAAUUUAGUCUAGUUCGGUUUCUUCACAGGCAAAGAGUUAUACUCCACGGUUACGAAGAACGGACUUUUAAAUUCAUCCCUAAGAUCGUCCACUGUAUAUGCGAGCGAAUUUUGAAACUGUGUGGUUGUUGGAUAGACGAAUUCUCAUCAAACACCCCCCUUACCUUCGAUUUUCUUUACACGAAACUCAAUGGAAAUAUUAAAAGAUAUGAAAGUACCUACAGCUUAUGUAGUACAAAUUCCGAUUCGCUAUUUUCCAACGAAUUAAAGUCUCCUGAAGAAAUUUCUUCGCCUUCUAGUCCAAACCCUUCCGAGAAUGGUGAUCCAAGUGAUUCUUUUUCCGAAUUAAGCACCUUAGAUGGUGAUGAAAUAAGGGAAGAACUUUUAAUUGAAAAUCGAUGUUUUCAAGAGUUGGAAACACAAAGGUGUUUCAAUCAAGAAAUGAAUGACGAAUCAAUAGUUAUCCAAGAUAUAAAUGUCGCAGUCAGUGCACUACUAUUGGAUUAUUCAACGUUAUCGAAUGAGAUCAAAAAGAAAGUGAGACAGUUUCAACUAGAAAUUAACUCGUCACAAGUUGGUUGGUCGAAGCUUGCGAUUGAGACGGAUUUAAGGAUUUUAGCGAUGUUGCUCUUUGAGUGGAUUGAGAAUUUGAAACAUCCUGUCAUGAAACGCGAAUUUUUUGAAAAUAUUGUUAUUAAUUAUAAGCAACCUGAAAUUUGCUUCCAGAAGUUUCCAGCUGAAGAAGGUUAUUUCAUGGAAUAUUUACUCCGAUUUGUCAGUAAAAUUAAUCCGAUUAGUAAAGAGCAUCAAGAGGAUUUAAUAAAAAGGGUAAUAGCCGCAUGUUCCCACCAAACUUUGUUAAUUCAAGGAAAAAUGAAGCCGUUAGAUAAAGGUUUUAAAAAACUGAGAGAUGGGACUUUGGCAUGCACAAUGGAAUUUUUUCAGUCGCUAUUUGAACUGAUUGAAGUACACCACAGUCUUAAAUCAAGUGUUUACUUAGAAGAAAAUAAGAUGUAUAACGAACAUGAUCUUGAGAAUGACUUCCAAUAAAUACAAAUUGUGUGAAAAUCUAUUUUUUUAAUGUAUGUAUUCUUUAAUAAAUCUCCUUAA
Tribolium madens (black flour beetle) is the source of this 2076-nucleotide messenger RNA. RefSeq names its product protein tyrosine phosphatase domain-containing protein 1-like. The record is from RefSeq and is a predicted model, not a curated record. Bases 235 to 2016 code for a protein of 593 amino acids. The transcript has 11 exons. Gene Ontology annotation, molecular function: protein tyrosine/serine/threonine phosphatase activity. NCBI's taxonomy places the organism in Eukaryota, Metazoa, Arthropoda, Insecta, Coleoptera, Tenebrionidae. Gene Ontology annotation, biological process: cilium assembly; protein dephosphorylation.